This is a messenger RNA of Dermacentor albipictus, 1802 nucleotides long. It is a transcript of the gene jeb, whose product is annotated as jelly belly. Gene Ontology annotation, molecular function: protein binding; transmembrane receptor protein tyrosine kinase activator activity. NCBI's taxonomy places the organism in Eukaryota, Metazoa, Arthropoda, Arachnida, Ixodida, Ixodidae. Gene Ontology annotation, cellular component: terminal bouton. The record is from RefSeq and is a predicted model, not a curated record. Gene Ontology annotation, biological process: positive regulation of MAPK cascade.
CGGAAUAGCUGGCAGUGGGCACGGCAGCAUCACAAAGAUGUAGCCUUCAAAUCCGUUCCUGUUUAUUCUACAAAUAGGCUUCCUGCUGUUCCCCACGGGCCCUACACCGGCGUGUUACGAGCUACAACCAUCAUCUCGAGCUGCUUCUAUCGGGGACAAGUAUCUGCUGAUGCACCCAGCCUCAGUUGAUGAAAGCUACCGGCAUUUCCAUGAUGGCGCUGGUGUCACAUCGACAGAUACCCUUGGAUUACCGAUGACGACACCAUGGAGCGACCCUAUAAAGCAGGACGCAUACGGCACAGCUGGCAGUGGGCACGGCAGCAUCACAAAGAUGCAGCCUUCAAAUCCGUUCCUGUUUAUUCUACAAAUAGGCUUCCUGCUGUUCCCCACGGGCCCUACACCGGCGUGCUACGAGCUAUAACCAUCAUCUCGAGCUGCUUCUAUCGGGGACAAGUAUCUGCUGAUGCACCCAGCCACAGUUGAUGAAAGCUACCGGCCUUUCCAUGAUGGCGCUGGUGUCACAUCGACAGAUAUGCUUGGAUUACCGAUGACGACACCAUGGAGCGACCCUAUAAAGCAGGACGCAUACGGCACAGCUGGCAGUGGGCACGGCAGCAUCACAAAGAUGCAGCCUUCAAAUCCGGUCCUGUUUAUUCUACAGCGGAUGCGAAGCGGCCCGCAUCAUCGGCCCAUCGUCUUCGGCCAUGCGCGAAGCGCUGUGGUGGAGGAGGCCCGGGCUGCUAGAGCGCCGAGAGUCCAGGGCUCGACCCUCGUCGGUGUCCGGCCCAGCUGUGGCGACCACCAAGGGCUCUUCUUCUCCAACAGCCUCGGCCAAGGCGAAGGCCGGGAACCCUGAAGCGCCCGGUGAGGUGGCGCACUCCGGCGACACGGCAUCAUCCAAGGCACAGCAGUCGGUCAGGUCACCGCGGGGAGCCAGGCAGUACGACGUCCCGCAGAUCGAGUGUCCGAGCGCGGAGGACGGAAUGGAGCGGUUCGCGUGCCCUUCGCCAGACCGGAUGGGGCGGUACCGGUGCAUCGACGACCACGUCCUGUGCGACGGAUUCAUCGACUGUCCUCAGGGCGAGGAUGAGGACCGAAUGUCUUGCAUGUUCUACAAGACGACAAAGGCUCACCUGGACGUGCUAGCAGACGCACUGCUAAGGUGGGCCCGGGGCCGCUACUGAACACCAGCCCGCGUCAGGCCGAGUUCGCCCGACCAAAGGUCAACGCAACGCCCGGCGCGUUCGAGGUCGUGCCUGGAGAGGCCACGCCGAGCAGCAGCAGCCCUCGCCGCACCGUCUCCUUUCGGGUGACGCGGCGCGCCUCUCCGGAUUCGAGCUUUGCCCCCCGUGUGACGAGACAGCCCGCUGCCGUUCGUUCCCUCGUUCCGGAGAACGGCAUCCCGACCCGACGCGAGGACGACUCGCCCCCUGGAGAUGCACGUUCAACCGGUGGCUUCGCUCGCUCUUUGAGCCGGAAAAGUGCCAGGCGGCGCCAGUGAUUCGACCCUUGUUUUGAACGGCUCUUCUUUAAGGGCAUCAGUUUCAACGCGAGCUGGAUAGGCCGAAUGAAAGGAAGGUGGCGAAAAAAAAUUAAAAUCCGGCGCACAAACUAUUACUGCUGUUUCCACGUUACGUCGCUGUUCAGCGUAUUAACGUUAUAAGCAGUGCAAAAGGUCCUAAAGCUCCUAGCAUUGAAGCACCGCACGAAAGUAAUCGUUUCAAAAAGUCAUUUCUGGUCCUCCUCUGUCAGUGUGCUUGCUCUUAGAAGGUAAUAAAUUAAUUAUGCGCUCCUCGAGUGCA